CAAAAUGGAUAAUAUCUUCCUGUGGAGUCUCUUAUUGAUUGUUUUUGGACGUCAAGCUUCAAGACUCAUGGCUCAAAAAAAUAUAGAAUUUGCAGUGGAUCUUUAUCAAGCAGUUUCCUUAUCUCAUAAGAACAACAUUGUAUUUUCCCCCCUUGGAACAACUUUGGUUCUUGGAAUGGUACAAUUGGGAGCAAAUGGAAAAGCACAACAACAGAUAAGACACACUUUGAAACUGCAGGAAACCUCAACUGGAGAAGAAUUUUCUGUACUGAAGUCAUUUUUCUCUGCCAUCUCAAAGAAAAAACAAGAAUUUACAUUUAAUCUUGCCAGUGCCCUCUACCUUCAAGAAGGAUUCGUUGUGAAAGAACAGUAUCUCUAUGGCAACAAGGAAUUUUUUCAGACCACUAUAAAACUGGUGGAUUUUCAAGAUGCAAAGGCUUGUGCAGAGACAAUAAGUACCUGGGUAGAAAGCAAAACAGACGGAAAAAUUAAAGACAUGUUUUCAGGCGAAGAAUUUGGCCCUCUGACUCGGCUUGUCCUGGUGAACGCUAUUUAUUUCAAGGGGGAUUGGAAACAGAAAUUCAGGAAAGAGGACACACAGCUGAUGAAUUUUACUAAGAAAGAUGGCUCAUUAGUCAAAAUUCCAAUGAUGAAGGCUCUUCUAAGAACAAAAUAUGGAUAUUUUUCUGAACCUUUCAUGAACUACCAGGUUUUGGACUUGCCUUAUAAAGAUGAUGAAUUUAGUUUAAUCAUGAUACUUCCUGCAAAAGAUAUGAACAUAGAGGAAGUGGAAAAACGAAUUACUGCUCACCACAUCCUGAAAUGGUUCUCUGAGAUGCAAGAAGAGGAAGUGGAAAUAAGCCUCCCUAGAUUUAAAGUGGAACAAAAAAUAGACUUCAAAGAAGCUUUGUAUUCUUUGAACAUAACUGAGAUAUUUAGUGGUGGCUGUGACCUUUCUGGACUAACAGAUUCAUCUGAAGUAUAUGUUUCCCAAGUCAUGCAAAAAGUUUUCUUUGAGAUAAACGAAGAUGGCAGUGAAGCUGCAGCAUCAACUGGCAUAGACAUCCCUGUGAUUAUGAGUCUGGCUCGAAACCAGUUUGUAGCAAAUCAUCCAUUUCUGUUCAUUAUGAAGAAUAACCCAACAGAAUCAAUUUUGUUUAUGGGAAGAGUGACAAAUCCUGAAACCCAAAAGAUGAAGAGAAGAGAUUUAGAUUCACUGUGAAUAAAAAGCACAGACUCAGAAUAUAAGACAAUUCAUGGAAAAUAGUUGAUUGGCAAAAUAUCAUCAUUUU
Messenger RNA from Lemur catta (Ring-tailed lemur), 1292 nucleotides. It is a transcript of the gene SERPINI2, whose product is annotated as serpin family I member 2. Gene Ontology annotation, biological process: negative regulation of endopeptidase activity. Gene Ontology annotation, molecular function: serine-type endopeptidase inhibitor activity. The transcript is spliced from 8 exons. The record is from RefSeq and is a predicted model, not a curated record. NCBI's taxonomy places the organism in Eukaryota, Metazoa, Chordata, Mammalia, Primates, Lemuridae. The coding region runs from base 5 to 1222 and encodes 405 amino acids.